Molecule: messenger RNA, 2361 nt
Organism: Rubroshorea leprosula
Lineage: Eukaryota; Viridiplantae; Streptophyta; Magnoliopsida; Malvales; Dipterocarpaceae
Source: the annotation of a GenBank genome assembly
AAAGAAUAAUUGAAUUGUAGAAAAAAGCCUCAAGAAAUUCUUCUCUUUGUCUUGUCUAUCACUAAUUCACACACGAUUUACCCAUUCGUAUCGUGGCUUCAAUAGACAGUUUAUAAACUGCCGUCUCUGUCCCCAACCUGAUAAUCCCAUGCGAUAUUUUUCGAUUUUUUAAGUUCCUUCAUUCAUUCAAAGUUCAAAGUUUGGUUCUUUAGCGACUUGGGAUAGGGGACGACCGGGCUCUUGUCUAUUUUGGCUGUUUCAUGGUGAUUUGGAGCCAGACUAGGGGGAGAGUUGGGGUAGAAUCUGAGAUGGUAUUUUAGUGAUUUUGUGGAGAUCUGGGUUGGUGAAUUCCGUGGAGAGAUAUGGAGCCUCCAAAAGGAGUUUUGGCUUCAUUGUGGCACUUCAUCUGCUUUCUCCCUUACUUCCUUGGCCUCCUGCUUCUGGGCAUAAUCAAAGGAAUCAUUUUCUGCCCAUUGGUAUGCCUUAUCGUGACAGUUGGGAACUCUGCACUCAUAUUGGGUCUUUUGCCUGUACAUGGUUUCUGCACUUACAACUCGGUUGUGAGAGCGAAACAAUUGGGGCCACUUCUGAAGCUUGUUGUCUGCAUAUGCAUCCCAGUUUUAUUGAUAUUAUGGACUGUGUUUAGCAUUGUUGGAAGUAUCAUAGGGGGGACACUGUAUGGCUUUCUUUCACCAAUAUUUGCCACUUUUGAUGCUGUAGGAGAAGGAAAGACUGAUGUGACUUUCCACUGUUUUUAUGAUGGAACUUCGAGCACUAUUAAGCGCAGCUUUACUGUCGUCAGGGAUUUCAAAGAUGUUUGUUACCACUCCUACUUGUCAGUUUUGGAAGAACUGCAAAAGCAAGAACUACCACAUGGAAAACGCUAUGAGAUCAGACUGCUUUUGCUUCCUGGCGCUAUUAUAGCUGCAUUGCUUGGCUUCAUCAUUGAUUUUCCUGUGAUUUCACUUGUUGCCCUGUGCAAAAGUCCUUACAUGCUCUUUAAGGGGUGGCAUCGUUUAUUUCAUGACCUUAUAGGCCGAGAAGGACCUUUCCUGGAGACAAUAUGUGUACCAUUAGCUGGUCUUGCAAUUCUUCUCUGGCCAUUAGCUGUUGUUGGGGCAGUGCUAGGCUCCAUGGUAGCAAGUAUCUUCCUUGGUGCCUUUGCAGGGGUGAUUUAUUAUCAGGAGUCCUCAUUUUGGUUUGGUCUUUGUUAUAUCGUAGCAUCCUUGGCUAUUUAUGAUGAAUACAGCAAUGACAUCCUUGACAUGCAAGAAGGGUCUUGCUUUCCGAGGCCUCAGUAUCGAAGCUCACAGCCACCCACCUCUCAAACAAACUUCUCAAGGCCCAGCUCUUUCAAAAACCCUCCCACUCGCACAACUUCAUUUUCAAAUCCAAUGGUUGAUUUGAAGCCACUAGAGCUACUUCACAGAUUAUUUAAGGAGUGUCAAUGCGUUGGAGAAAUUAUGGUUUCCGAAGGACUUAUAACUCCUAAAGAUAUUGAAGAUGCUAAGUCUACAAAAGGUGCCAAAGUGGUUAGCAUAGGCUUACCAGCUUAUUGCCUUCUUCAAUGUCUUUUGCACUCUGCACAAGCCAACUCAGCUGGCAUAUUGUUGGGUGAUAAUAUUGAGAUAACCCUUACAAAUAGACCAAAAGAUACCAUCUUUGAUUGGUUUCUUAGCCCCUUUCUGAUCAUGAAGGAUCAAAUUAAAGCAGAAAACCUCUCUGAGGCUGAAGAGGAGUAUCUUGGUAAAUUAGUUCUGUUGUGUGGUGAUCCUGCAAGGUUGAAGAAUCCGAAUAUUGGUGCAACACCUGAAACUGAGCGCAAGAGAGCUGAACUUGAUGCAUUAGCCCGAAGGCUACAAGGAUUAACCAAAUCUAUCUCGAGGUAUCCCACUUUCCAGCGUCAUUUUGAGGAUCUUGUCAGGACUCUGUCAGAUAAUCUUGCCAAGAAGAAUGAUGAAAGCAGAUCAAGCAACGGGAGUAAAACCAUGCAACGAUCCAAGAGUGCCUUUGUACGAUUGUUUAGCCAGAAAUCUUUCAAAGGGAAAACAAAUAACAACAACGGAUCUGAUCAGGAAUCACAAUCAGUUACAGGUAGGGAUGUGGAAAUUGUAUGAUCAAGAGUGUUGAUUUUAUGAGCACAUUGACUUGUUAGCCUCUUUGAUUUUGAAUGCUUGUUGCCUACACCAAAGAAGACAAAUAAUGCAAUUGAAUUAACAUGUACCUUGUAGGUAUAUAGGAUAUAUGUCUUCUUGUAAUGAAAUUGAUUUGUAAAAUGCUGCUGUUGUUUUCUUCAUUUUUUCUUCAGACAUUUUCUCUUCCAAAUGUAAAGAAUGAUUACUAUAAAUUUUUUUUUUAAAA